Molecule: messenger RNA, 5836 nt
Organism: Mastomys coucha (southern multimammate mouse)
Lineage: Eukaryota; Metazoa; Chordata; Mammalia; Rodentia; Muridae
Gene: Mapre1
Product: microtubule associated protein RP/EB family member 1
Exons: 7
Coding region: 137-943 (268 amino acids)
Biological process (GO): spindle assembly; protein localization to microtubule plus-end; regulation of microtubule polymerization or depolymerization
Cellular component (GO): cytoplasmic microtubule; spindle midzone; microtubule plus-end
Molecular function (GO): microtubule plus-end binding
Source: RefSeq, a predicted model, not a curated record
UGCGUCGGCGCGUCACGGCGGGGUGCGUGUGAGGUCAUCGCGCGCGGGCGGGCGGGGUCCGACGGUUUGAACGAGACGAAGACGGAACCGGAGCCGGGCGCGCGGACAGCGGACGCGGGUCCUCUGAGAGCCGAAGAUGGCAGUGAAUGUGUACUCAACGUCAGUCACCAGUGAUAACCUAAGUCGACAUGACAUGCUGGCUUGGAUCAAUGAAUCUCUGCAGUUGAAUCUGACAAAGAUAGAACAGCUGUGUUCAGGGGCUGCAUACUGUCAGUUUAUGGACAUGCUCUUCCCUGGCUCCAUUGCCUUGAAGAAAGUGAAAUUCCAAGCUAAGCUAGAACAUGAAUAUAUCCAGAACUUCAAAAUACUUCAAGCAGGCUUCAAGAGGAUGGGUGUUGACAAAAUAAUUCCUGUGGAUAAAUUAGUAAAAGGAAAAUUCCAGGACAAUUUUGAAUUUGUUCAAUGGUUCAAGAAGUUUUUUGAUGCAAAUUAUGAUGGGAAAGAAUAUGAUCCUGUAGCUGCCAGACAAGGUCAAGAAACUGCAGUGGCUCCUUCUCUUGUUGCUCCAGCUUUGAGUAAACCGAAGAAACCACUCGGCUCUAGUACUGCAGCCCCACAGAGACCCAUUGCAACACAGAGGACUACUGCAGCUCCUAAGGCUGGCCCCGGGAUGGUGCGAAAGAAUCCUGGUGUGGGCAAUGGAGAUGACGAAGCUGCUGAAUUGAUGCAGCAGGUCAAAGUAUUGAAGCUUACUGUUGAAGACUUGGAGAAGGAAAGAGACUUCUACUUCGGAAAGCUAAGGAACAUUGAACUGAUUUGCCAGGAGAAUGAGGGGGAAAAUGACCCUGUACUCCAGAGGAUUGUAGAUAUUCUUUAUGCCACAGAUGAAGGCUUUGUGAUACCUGAUGAAGGGGGCCCACAGGAGGAACAAGAAGAGUAUUAAGCAGCCUGGACCAGCAGAGCAACAUCCGAAGUCUUCACUCCAAAUCAUGUGCUUAACUGUUAAAUAUUCCCUUUUAUUAAUCUUAGAGGAUUCACUGGUUUCUUUUCAUAAGCAAAAAGUACCUCUUCUUCAAAGUGCACUUUGCAGAAGUCUCACCUUUUCCGAUGAGUUUGAGUUAGGAGCUUUUGCCUUGUAGCAGAGCAGUAUUAACAUCUAGUUGGUUCACCAGGGGAACAAGAGGCCAACCAUGGGGCUCUUCAUGUGGAUGCCGGUCACACUGACUGAUGGAGAAGGGGGUUUAUAAAACAAGAGGCGACAACCUCAGAAGUGUAAAGACUGAAUUGAAUUCUAAGCUAAUGUGAAAUUUUGGCAGAGAACGUUUUAAUAAAUAAAUGCCUUAAGAGUAUUUAAAAUAUGCUUCCAUAUUUCAAAAGAAAAGUGUAACAUGACAGGAGGUUCUAUGUGUCUGACAUUGUGUCUGGGAAGGAGGGGCAGACUUUAAACUGAUCCUUUGGAACCUGCCGUCGUAGGCCUUUCAAGGCUGCUUGAAUCUCACAGAUGCAGACUGUGGCCCAGAAGUAAACUUUGAAAAGUUCUGUAAAGCCAUUUUGUGUCAUUGACCAGUUGCAUCCCUGCUCUAAAAGCAAGCAGCAUGGUUGCUUGGGUGACUAGAGGGCCUCUCAGCCCUGCAAUGCCUGAGGCGAAGAGCUCAGCUUCCCAUCCAGCAGUCCUCUGAUUUUUCCAAACUUUCCCCCACCCAGUUCCUCUGUAUUGUGUUUCUGGGCCCUGCCCACCUCUCUGGGAUUUGAAUGGGUGUUGAGUCCCAGCAUACUGUCUUUUAAGUUUACAUUUAAGGCGCUUGCUCUCUUCUCUGCUCCCUUUGACCUCUGGGAACUCCUCUGGCUCCUUAAGUUUGCUGCUGAGCGUUGUAAAUUCAGCAGGCAGGUGAUGGCGCUGCAAGUUCUUGCUGGACCUCUGGCAAAGGAGUGAUCAGUGGAGGCCAGUGUCACCUUGGGGUCUGUGAGGCUAGGGCGCUCGCUGUCUGCUGUUCACAGCUCCCCAUUGUCACCUGAGUACUUUGCCAGUGCACUAAUCUCUUUGGAGAUAAAAUUCUCUAGUGUGUUACUAAAUGUUAAAAUGUUUUUUUUAAGAAUAUACAGUACCAUGACUGAAAUAUUAAUAUUUAAAAUACUUAAUUCCUUAAUUCUCCCUCAUUUGCUUUACCCACAGCCUAUCCAGUCCCUUUGAGAGAACUCUGCAAAAUGUGUUACCCACUACUGAGAUUGAUUGUUUAGCCCCUGAUGUGUUUGUAUUGAUUUGCUUCUGGUGGUAGCUUGUCUUAUGCUGUGUGUAGAAAACAGGUAUUUUAUGACAGAUUGUUAUGUAGUGCAUGCUCUGUGGAAUUCAGAGGAAAAUCCAGAUUCAGUGAUUAACAAUGCCAAAAAAAAAAAAAAAAGUAACUAGCCAUUGUUCAAAUGACAGCGGUGCUGUUUCUCCUCUGUGGCCUUUCAGACUUCUGUUGCCCCCUAAAUUCCAUUUUAUUGGGAACCCAUUUUCCACCUGGUCUUUCUUGACAGGGUUUUUUUCUACUUUAAACAGUUUUUAAAUAAAAUUCUGUAUUUCAAGAGUGUCUGUCUUCUGAAAUGUGUCUUACCUGGGGUAUAAGCUUUUAAUUCUAGAGGUAAGAUAGCUGUGCAUCCAUCUUCAACUGAGCUUAGACAGAGGCUGAGAAAUGAUUCCCACUUUCUUAAAUAGGACUAAUCUUAUAAAUCCCUCCCUUUUUUCAAGCUAAUCAAUCUGGUUCUCCCCUUCCUCUAUCAUCCUUCCUCUUUUCCCCUUCCUUCCUCCCCUCCUCUUCCUCUUUCUUCUCCUUUUGGUUUUUGAGACUGGGCUUUUACUAUUGUUGUCCCGAUUGGCCUCAGAUUUGUCACAGUCCUCCUUCCUUGUCCUCUUGAACAAUUAUGUAUGUGUGCCAUCAUGCCUGGCUUAAAAUUGCUUAUUUUGAAUUUUUUCUUUUUUAAAAAAAUUCACAUUACAUUUUCCAGUCUUCUGUUGUUUUAAAUUCAUGUUAUCAUGAGAAGGUUUUCCUCACAGAAGCAGAGAGCCUGACUUAGCUGCUUAAGGCUGUUAGAAAUGUAGCUGGACAGUGUUUGGCAGAUGAUUUAAUUGGAGGUAAUUGUUUCAUUGUCCUGAAAAUGCAUGUACAAAGUCCGUUAGUAUACUCUUAAACUAGAGAGUAAAGUUGUUGCCUCUUUCCUGUUCUGUAAAGUCCUACACAUUUAAAAAUGAGUUGAAAAUAUGAUCUGCUCCUGUUUUUGUGUCUUGAAAUGUUAAAUAGAAAGUUAAUUUGUUUGUUCUUGAGAUUACCUACUUAGUGAUUUUUGUGAAGUUUAUAUUCACUGCUGCCCCUGGAGGUUGAUGGCAUGAUUCCAUCUAGGAUCAUUACCAGUUUGGGGAAGAAUUUAGCACCAUCUGCAUUCAUCAUCUUUAAGAAACCCUGAAAGGAUGGAUGUUGGAUGCUGUUGGCUGAGAAGUUACUAGGUAAGAGGUGAAGUGGAGACUGUAUCCAUUGACCUGGCUUAGCUGUAUAAAACCUUAAUAUGACUAAUUCAGGUUAGGGGGAUGGUGUAGCCUGAACGUGCUGUUUGGCAAGGUCUGUGGUGUAUAGAGGAACAGGCUACUGCAGAUAAAUUUGGAUUCAGGAUAGGUUCUUCAGGCCAAAUUGAUGAUUGCUUCCCAAUUUCUUGGGAGCUUGUUUGGUAUAGAAUGUUUAGAAGUUCAUCCCCAGAAGAAGUUCUUGAGUUGGGAGAUUAUGAAUCUUCAUUUUAAUAUGCCCCUCAGGUGGCCUAGACCUGGGCCCUGCCUAGAUGGAGCUUUAAGUCUUAGUGUUUCAGUGAGACAUCAGAUGUGAAGGUUCUAAUCCACUCUACUUAGUUUUAUUUUAUUUUUUCUUGUUUGCAAAUCAAGGGCUCUGAUGUUGGCUGAAGGGCCUCCCACUCUGCAUGUUCUUAGGAUCAGAGGAAACUCACAGGCAAAUGCAGAAACAGUUGUCUGGAAACAGGAGACAUUAUUUCACGGCCAGAAGUUGUUUACAGAUUAGAAAAAAAUGCAGACCAGGGUUUUUACACCCUAAAAAUUCAGGACACGACUUUGGGUAUUUUGGAAGUGAAGUGCUGAGUUCUUUUAUUGGUUUUUUCUCAGCUUGGUGGUUGGUGCCAUCCAGUUCCUCUGUCUGCAGGCAGUUCUCAUCCUGCUGGUCCCAGGUGAAGGACUACACACAUCCUGUGUUUCGUGUAAAUGAGGAAUUGUUGAUUCCCAGUUCACUGGUUUUAAAAAGACUGUCUAUGAUUCAGGAAUUGUCCUCUAGGGACAGAAGCAGCUUGCUUUUGCUGUAACCAUGGGUCUCCUCGAAAGCUGUCCUUUAAAGGUUACAGCAGUGUUAGUGUGACGAACCUUUUGGAUGAUUUCCCCCUAAUUCAUGGUUUGCUUAGUUCACAAAUCAGGCUGUGGGCUUUAAGCCUGACAAGCCUGGCCAGAUUAGCUUGCUAGUGUAUGUGUGACCCAAAUCUCACUGUUGUCAGCAGGGAGAGUGAAAGGAAGUGCUUUCAGCCAAGCUAAAUGAUAGCUUGUGAUCAUUGUUAUUUUUCUGUUGUGUUACUUUCUGUGAGUGAUGAUGUCAGACUUUUAAAUUCUCAUAGUUUGUAAAAUUUCAGAACUGAACAACAUGAUAUUCAUGUAUCUUCAUUAUAUUUACUGCCUCUUUUCAUAGUGUUUGAGUUGUGUUCUACCUAGGUGGCUAGGAUUUUCUCAAAGACCAGGAGGGUUCUGUGCUUUUAUUGAACUGACCAUAGCAAGAACCCUUGACCUCGAUGGCUUUAGUGCUGCCUAGUUGUAGCUUGUGGAGGUGGGUCUUUGUUUCUCUUCUUUGAUUUAAUGUUCUUGUAGCUUAGGGGCUUUCUGGUAACAUUGUUGCCAGGUAGCUUCAUUAAUUUGAUUGUCUAGGUGAGUGGAUCUAACCUUAGAGACCUAUUUCUAAUGUCCUUAAUCCAGAGCCUUAAAUCUUCUUGUUUUGAGGCAGAGUCUCAUCUAUUCCAGACUGACAUUGAACCCACUGUGUAUUCUAGGGUGACUUUGAACAUUGGAUCCUUGACUUUCUGCAUGCUAGAAUUAUAGGCAUGUAUUACCAUGCCAAACAUCAAACCCAGGCCUUCAUGUCUGUUAAGCAAAUACUUCAUCAGCCAAGCCACAUAUUUAGCCCCACAAGUGUUAUUUAUUUUGAAAAUUUUAACUGCUUUUGAGGAUGGUAAGCUCUAUGGUUUAUUUUAUUUUAAUACAGACAGGUAUAGAUGCCAAGUUUGUGUCACCUCACACCUCAGUAAUUUUACUUCAUUUUUGAGAGGGUUUCACUAUGUGAUCCUGGUUGGCCUGGAAUUUGGGGUGUAGAGUAGGCUGGCCUUGAGCUCACAGCAGUCCACUUGCCCUGCCUUCCAAGUGCUGGGAUUACAGGUGUGCACCAUCAUGCUUGGCUCACAUAGUAAAGAUUUUGGCAUAGAGCUCUAUUACAUAGAGCUGAAAGAUUGAGUUAUGACAUUUUAGAAUCCACAGUGAGGGGGGAGCAUUGAUGUUGCUGAAUGUGAAUGAAGAAGUGUCUCUGAGGGUCUGUGCCUCCUGUAGUUCCUGCCCACCUGAGGGCCCUUUCGGUGUUCAGCAUGACCUUGGCUUAGAUUAUAUUUUCAAGGGUCUUCUCUAGGUAGUAAUGUCUGAAUUCUUCUCAAGUAGACUUUGAACUUUUCCUGAAUCAUUGUGCUGAGAUUUAUCUAGAUUUUCCUUCUAUAUGCUUUCCCACAUUAAAAAAAACAACUUGUUAAUUGAUUAUAUUUUGACUUUUUUGAA